AGGAUUGAUGCCGAAGCGAUGAGUGUGACGCAAAAUCUUUAUACUAUUGUGGGUUCUCUUUCCUCUUGGAUGCCCAUGGAACUGCUUUUUCUUUGAUGGUGGGGCCCCAACGACACCAUGUUAAGCCCAUUUACUUGAGUCCACUACUUCUCCUCUUGUAACCGGGCCGUACCAGCCUUCUUUCCUUACGUCCAAGUAGCUAGGGUUUUUUCCUUUUAUGAGGAGUAUAAAUUUGUAACAAAGGAGAGUAGAAAGAACCUAUGAAAUGAUGAAUUAAAGUUGCCUCUUUUUUCUCAAACUCUUCUUUCCCUUUCUUCUUUUAAAUUCCUGCACUAUUUUGUAUUAAAGUUGCCAUUUUCAGCCAACCUGAACCGAUUGGGCAUACCAAUUGGUAUCAGAGCCCGUCGAUUUAAUGGGCAAAAACAUGCAGUCCGCCACCUCUGAUCCAGACGCCGUCACUGUUGCGGUUGAUGUUCGUCAAAAAUACCUGCGAACUCAAGUUGAUGACUUGUGUGACUCAAUCUUCGCCCUGGAAACACAACAAACCCACCUCCAGAAAUCUCUCGAAACCUUGAACACCUCCAACACAGCUUUUCAAAACAAUAUAACCUCACAGUUUGCAGCUUUUCAAUCCCUAAUGCUUGGCGAACUUCGAAUCCUCAAAUCGGGGCCUCCACCCUCCCAAACCUCCACCCACACCGCCACCCACCACACACCCAACCCCUCUUCAACCCCCAUUCAACCUCAACACCAGACCACUUCAUUUCUCGGUCCUCGUCCCUCUAACCUUAACCCAUCCCCUUGAUUUCGUUUAAUUUUUGUGCCUUUCAGUGCUCAAUCCUCAAGUCUGGGCAUUUCCUACCCACUCUCCCCGAGCUUAGCCCCAUUUUCCACUUACACCACCACCACUUCACCCACCCCCAUUCCCACCGCUACAGCCCCAACCCUACCAUUUAUCACACUCACAAUCCUUCCACUUAAGUCCCUCCACGGCACCCAACUCCUCACCACCCUCCCUUCCCAUAUUACCCAACCCACCUCCCUAGAACCCUCAUUCACAUUUUAAAGCUAUUAAAAUGGAACUGCCAUGAUUUAAUGGCGAGGACCCUUACGGGUGGUUAACCAUAGCAGAACGUUACCUUGACUACUGAAUAAAAUGCCCAAACAGCAUGGCAAAAAAUUUACCCGAUAUAGUGAAGAAGAUCAAUGACAGGCUGAAUUUUUGCAUUAUGGAACUGAAUAAAAUGCCCAAGAGUCUUUCGUCUGUUGCUGAGGCCAUGACGGCCUUUAUGCAAAUCAUUGGCUUGGCUAAGGAAUCGCUUAGGAAGAUCCUUUUGAGAGGAGAAUUUGAGGAGUACGCGGAAGACAACCGCAUGCACUGCACUGCUAGAUUGGUUGAGAUGCUCAACCAGUACUCGGAUGAACUUCACAGAUGUCCUGAAAGUGAUGCAAAGAGCAACUUCUUGAUGGAGGAAAUCAAGAUCUUGGAGGAGAACAAAGGUAUUUCACUUCCGAACUUUCUUCCGCGCAAUGCUUUCCACAUUAUCUUGCAGAGAAAAGUGAAUGGAAUUUCAAGUAUUCCGAUUGCAUUUGUGGAACGAGUGUGGAUCUACAUUGAAGAGGCGGUUAUUUCUGUCUUGAUGCGUAAUUCGGAGAACUAUUAUCAGCUGCAGCUGUCAGCAAGGCGUGCCGGCCAUAAUCUAAUGGCCAAGAUGAAGGAAAGGUCAAUCAAGUGGAUGCUGGAGCUUGUAGAGAUGGAAAAGGUGACAGAUUAUACAUGCGAUGCUGAUUAUGUUUCCGAAUGGAACAAGUUGAUGGCUAGUCAAAACGAAUUCAUUCAAGGAGUCUUAACUGAUGGGAAGAAACCGUCUGUCAUAGCUAUAGAAGGCAUCGGGGAAGUCGAAGUCGGUGUUCUGAGGAAGUACCCGCAUGUUUUAGCUCAAGCUUAUGACCUUAAAAUGAGAAUGAUUGCCUAUUGGAAGGUUGUUUUGAGGAGGCUUGUGGACUCCAUGGCAUUGCACUUGCAGCUGUCUGUUUUCAACCUUGUGAACAAAGAGAUGGAAGCUGAGAUUGUGAAUGAGUUGAUGGGACCAUACGGUGGGGGAAUUGAGAGGAUGUUGGAGGAGUCCCCGGCAGUGGCAGUAAAGCGUGAGAAGCUUAACAAAAGCAUAAGAAAACUGAGGGAUUCUAAGGAGGUAGUUGCCAAGAAUAUGGACAGCAUUGUCACUCAUGGGGAUUAACUAACUUGCCAAUUAGUUUUGAGGGUACUAAAAAUGGUCUAAAUAAAAGUAUGCAGUCUGUUUUCUUAUGUCGUUGGUUGUUUGUUUGUCAACUUUUGUUUCAAGUUUUUUCGUUUCCUUUGUGU
This is a messenger RNA of Malus domestica (apple), 2365 nucleotides long. Lineage: Eukaryota; Viridiplantae; Streptophyta; Magnoliopsida; Rosales; Rosaceae. The record is from RefSeq and is a predicted model, not a curated record.